UGCCUCUCAAAUGUGACAACACCCAGUCUGGCAUGUUCACAUGAUGACAUAUAAGCAGCUUCAGUUGAUCAACAGAGCACCCCUGAAGCAGAGCGUGAAGAUCUCAUCACCAUGCAGACCCUGAGCCUCACAGUGCUGCUGCUGUUCGCUGUCUUCUCCUGCAAUGCCAUGCCGCAUGCAAUGAAUGCAAUGGCACCUGGUCCGUGCUGCUUUCAAUUCUUGACAAAAAGGAUCCCCCAGUCAAAGAUAAUCUGCGUCACCAAGACUCACAGCAGCUGCCACCAGAAGGGAUUUGUCAUCAGCACUGUUCAAGGGAAGGAGAUCUGCGUGAGCCAGAAGGAGGACUGGGCCCAGAAAGCGUUCAGACUGCGGCAAGCCACCGGGUGCUAAGGCUGCUCCUCAUGAUCACAUGACCCAACUCUCGAGCUCCUCCACCUGCAGCCUUCACACAGCUCUGUCUGAUCUUUACUGAUAAUUAAUCCCAGAAGCUUUGCACUGCGUACUCUCAUGCAGCUCUUAACUAUUGCACUGGUUAACCCUUGUUCUGCUUUGUUCUUUAUCUUUACAUUUCUAAAAUAUGUGUUGAUUAAGCAUUCAUGAAAGGAAAAAGCAAUAAUAAAUGUAAAUGACUAUUA
Molecule: messenger RNA, 635 nt
Organism: Eleginops maclovinus (Patagonian blennie)
Lineage: Eukaryota; Metazoa; Chordata; Actinopteri; Perciformes; Eleginopidae
Product: C-C motif chemokine 3-like
Exons: 3
Coding region: 112-390 (92 amino acids)
Biological process (GO): immune response
Cellular component (GO): extracellular region
Molecular function (GO): chemokine activity
Source: RefSeq, a predicted model, not a curated record